AUGGUCCCCCGUUCCCUUCUCCACCUCUCCAUAUUUGCGUCCCUGGUCGCAGCAUCGAAGCAGUGCUAUUUCCCUAGCGGAGAUGUUGCCCUCGACGACGUCCCUUGUUUCUCGGGUGACGCAGACUCACCAUGUUGCUCCAAAGAUUCGAUUUGUCUCAGCAAUGGGCUUUGUUACGGGAUCUCACAACCAUAUUCGCUGAGUCGAGGUAGUUGCACCAAUAAGAACUGGCCAGCAGACGGCGGUUGCGACGAUAAGUGUUCUGAUGCAACCGACAUGCGCAAUAAAGGGUGUGCGCUGCCGUUUUAUCACAUUAUGGACGAGAAGCCUUACUAUUGCGCCAACUCCGUUGUAGUCAAUUCGUCAGGCGACCUCGCUUGUUACGCUGGCUCCCCCUUCACACUUAAUUCCGGGGAGUUAAUUUCGGGCAAGGCUGCGCUCGCCAAUUACACUUCUGCUCAUAUCAGCUCAAACUCCACGUCGAAUGCGAGCACAACUGCAUGCCCCACAACACCGAGCGACGAGAACAAGGGGGCCAAUGAUAACACGGAAGGGAAAAAUAACAAUGCUGUCGCGAUCGGAGCCGGGGUGGGAAUACCACUAGGAGUCCUGCUUCUCACUGCGCUGGGCUGGGCAUUAUUCGAACGGAAAAAACGACUCUCUGCUCAGGCUUUGGUGGCGGGACUCCAAUCCCAAGCUGCCGCGACACCGACGUACUGGGAUGGGCCGGGACAGAAAUCGGGUUAUUCUCCUCCUACUGAGCUCUCUGCUUACAAACCACCCCAAGAGCUAGAGACUACCUCCCGUUGA
Molecule: messenger RNA, 810 nt
Organism: Penicillium hordei
Lineage: Eukaryota; Fungi; Ascomycota; Eurotiomycetes; Eurotiales; Aspergillaceae
Exons: 2
Coding region: 1-810 (269 amino acids)
Source: RefSeq, a predicted model, not a curated record